Onychostoma macrolepis is the source of this 2169-nucleotide messenger RNA. Its product is annotated as gastrula zinc finger protein XlCGF49.1-like. The record is from RefSeq and is a predicted model, not a curated record. The transcript has 3 exons. Bases 327 to 1061 code for a protein of 244 amino acids. Lineage: Eukaryota; Metazoa; Chordata; Actinopteri; Cypriniformes; Cyprinidae.
AGUGUUUAACCUCAAUGAACGUUAUUUUGUGAGUAAAACGCAUGCACACACGAGUAACAGAAAAGGUGCGCCUGAUUUCGAUGCCUAUAUCGCGAAUCCGUUAAACGAAAACAUGAAUUUGGCCUCUAGCCACUAAGAUGAGAGAAAAGGAUCUUUCAAACUACGAGUCAAAUGAAUCAACUGCUUAAAAAACGAUUCACUCGCUCGAAUCACCAACACUGACCAGAACUGCAGGGUCAACGAGAACAACAAACAAACAGUCCAAAUGCACUAAAAACCCUCCCGAAGCAGCGGAGAUCCUCGUCUCAUAGGCUUCUGUUAUAACGAUGGCGUUUAUUAAAGAGGAGACUGACGACGUUAAGAUUGAAGAUGCGAUCGGAGUGAAACAAGAAGAUGCUGAAGAACAAACAGACCUAAUGACGUUGAAAGAGGAGAGUGAUGUAUUAAAUGUAUCGGAAGAGAAAAGAGGGUUUGAGAAACUUUGUGAUUUCAUUACUGGUGGAAAACCCACAGAGAUUGAGACGGUGUCCUCCCCAAACACAGCUAAGAGUUACUCCACCUGCCGUCAGUGUGGAAAGAGUUUCAGUAAAAAACGAAAUCUUGAAGUCCACAUGAGGAUUCACACCGGAGAGAAGCCUUACACCUGCCAACAGUGUAAGAAAAGUUUCACUCAAAAACAAAACCUUAACGUCCACAUGAGAAUUCACACCGGAGAGAAGCCCUUUACCUGCCAACGGUGUGGACAGAGCUUCACCAACAAAGGAAACCUUAACGCUCACCUGAGAAGCCACACCGGAGAGAAGCCGUUCACCUGCCAGCGCUGCGGGAAGAGCUUUACACAGAAAGUAAACCUGGAGGUUCACACGAGGCUUCACACCGGAGAGAGGCCUUUCAUGUGCCUUCAGUGUGAGAAGAGUUUCAUAUAUAAAAGAGACUUGAAACGGCAUUUGCCAAUUCAUUCUAGAAAGAAUUCAAAGUGUUCCGAGUGUGAGAGGUUUAGAAACAGAAGAAAUUUCAAAAAACACCUUUGCAUUCAGUCUGGAGCGAGGAGGAUUCAUUAAAAUUAUUUUGCCAUCACACCUGGAAAGUCACAAGCAUGUGAGACCCUGCUGGUGUUCUUUGUGUGGAAAGAGUUUUAAGUUGCUGCACAAUUUACAAUCACAAUCUGUGUGCAAUGAAAGCUAAGGUAGAUGCUUUCUGUGCUGCUCGUGUAACGGUAACCACCGGGUCUCGAGCUGCUCCCGGGCCGCAAGAAAGUUCUGGGAAAAGUGUCUAUCUGUUAUUUAUUGUGCAUUAAUGAUUGUUCUAAUUAUUCUGUAUUUUCAUUGUAUGCGAUUGAUAUGGAGUAUCGAUUUCAUGUUAAAUUUGUAAAUGAACGAUUGCUCUGAUCUGUCAGUGUCUAUAUUUAGGGGUUGAAACGGAGUGUAGUUGAUACGUACGGACCAGACCCCCCCGUUCGGCACGCAUGUGAUUCGCAGAUUUAAUUUGCCAAUUUACACGUUCAGGCAAUUUUAAACGACAGGAAGAAGAAACAAAAGAGAACUCCGUUUGUUACUCAUGCGCUGUUCUCACACACGAGCACAGAGACGUGUUUCAGACUGCGCAGAAAUACCGAGUUCAUUUCUCUUUCGCGUCUCCCUGCAUUUAACUCUGUAUAGCUAUCUUUGUGAGGACAUACAUUGACACAAUGCGAUCUCUAGCUCCUGACCCUAACCUUCAGAACUAAGUGCCUCACCCAAACCCUUACCCUAAACCUGCCCUUUACCCAAUUAUAACCUGACCCCUGAAACCAAGUCUUGACCCUCAGACAGGCCUUUAAAGGGGUCCCAGAAAGUGAGAACCGGCCAAAAUGUCCUCACUUUACAAGAUUGUCCUCACUCCGAUGGUCUAAAACUCAAACCGGCCCUCACAAAGAUAGCUGUACAAGUGCACACACACACACGUUCGUUUUUGUGAAAAGUGGGGACUCUCCAUAGGCGUAAUGGUUUUUAUACUGUACUUACUGUAUGUGCUAUUGUCCUACACCAACCCUACACCUAAACCUACCCCUUACAGGAGACUGUGCAUUUCAACUUUCCCCAAAAAAACCUCAUUCUGAGUGAUUUAUAAGCGUUUUGAAAAGUGGGGACAUGGGUCAAUGUCCUGAGAUGCCACCUUCACCUUGUAAUA